Molecule: messenger RNA, 1776 nt
Organism: Cucurbita maxima (winter squash)
Lineage: Eukaryota; Viridiplantae; Streptophyta; Magnoliopsida; Cucurbitales; Cucurbitaceae
Product: protein ABCI7, chloroplastic-like
Exons: 3
Coding region: 112-1596 (494 amino acids)
Biological process (GO): iron-sulfur cluster assembly
Source: RefSeq, a predicted model, not a curated record
ACAGCCCAAUGGCCCGAAUAAAAAACAGAGCCCAAACCCCAUGAUCACGAUUGGAUUAGCAUCGGUUGCAGCCGCUGACUUCCAUCAUUGGAGCUCAAACAAGCUACUCCCAUGGCUACCUUCACAUUCACUCCUCAUAUCGGUAGGCUACCAACAUCAUCUCCCUCAGUUCCCACUUCUUCCUCAAAACAAAAACUCAAAUUCAACUCCGUUACCACCACCAGAGUCUCUCUUCAAGCUUCCCCGCCUUUACUCUCCGACCCCUUUGUAAUUCAACUCGCCGAAACUCUCGAAGACUCGCUCCCUUCUUCUUCUUCUUUUUCAUCGCCUUUUCCUCUCCAGAAACUUAGGGAAUCUUCGGCAGAGACUCUUCUCUCGACCCCAUGGCCCUCUCGUAGAGACGAGCCCUUUCGUUUCACCGAUGUUUCUUUCAUAAAGCAGUCCCAAAUCCACCCAAUUUCGAAUCCGCCGCAGUCUUCUGAGUUAUCCAGCAUUCCUGUAGAAACCCAAUUCGCCAAUCUUGUGAUUGUUGAUGGUCACUUCGUCCACUCGAUUUCUAAUUUGACGGAAUUGCCAAAUGGGGUAUAUGUGGGGAGUUUGAAUGACCUCUCUUCAGACAGUGUUGGGAAGAGGGUAUCUGAGUUUGUUGAUGGGAAGUUCGUGGGGGACUUGUUUUGGUCCAUUAAUGGCGUUGGAGCUCCAGAUUUGACGGUGGUUUAUGUCCCUGCAGGGUGUAAGGUGGAGAAUCCAAUCCAUUUGAGGUAUUAUUCGAUUAGUGGGGGAGAGGAGGGGUCAAAGGAAUUGGCCGUCUCGAAUCCCAGGGUGUUGGUUUUGGUGGAAAAUGGAGGUGAGAUUGAGAUAAUUGAGGAGUUUUUGAGUGGGAGUGAGGGUGGGGGUAGGUACUAUUGGGCGAAUCCUGUUUUGGAGGUGGUGAUUGGAAGUGGAGGAAAGGUUAAACAUUCUUAUAUUCAGAAUCAGUCUUUAGAUGCUGCACAUAUCAAAUGGACUUCUGUUCAUCAGGAAUCGACCAGUGCCUACGAGCUUGUGGAAAUUAGCACCGGUGGAAAAUUAAGCAGACACAAUGUCCAUAUCAAGCAACUGGGACCAGAGACCACAACAGAAUUAUCAACACUGCACUUAUCAGUUGGCAAUCAAACACAAGAUCUACACAGUAGCCUAGUCCUCGACCAUCCACGAGCAUAUUCUCGACAACUUCAUAAAUGUAUUGUCGCGAAUCCCCAAGGACAAGCUGUAUUUGAUGGUAAUGUAAAAGUCAACAGAUACGCACAGCAAACAGAUGCAGGACAACUAACAAGGAGUCUUCUUCUGGAACCUCGAGCAACCGUGAAUGUGAAACCGAAUCUUCAAAUCAUCGCAGAUGAUGUCAAAUGCUCACAUGGAGCUGCUAUAAGCGACCUGGAGGAAACCCAACUCUUCUAUUUUCAGGCUCGUGGCAUUGACUUAGAGACAGCGAGAAAGGCUCUGAUAUUUUCAUUCGGAGCCGAGGUGAUCGAACGGCUGCCUUCCGCUUCAGUCCGCAAGAGGGUCGAGAAUCAUAUAAAAGACUUGUUGAAUCCCACACUUGAAAGAUCCUAACACUGAGCAUGAGGAAUAAAUGCAGACCUUGAAAAUCCUGCAUUUUUAUGUAUAAAAACAAGACUGUUUCGAGAUCAGCUCCCAAAUAAGCUCCCGUCUUUGAACAUAAUCAACCUGUGUAUUUAUUUAUUUUUCUUUUUCACAAUUGUUAUGGGAAGUUCGCAUUGCAUUCUCUUUUCA